Messenger RNA from Melozone crissalis (California towhee), 2449 nucleotides. RefSeq names its product grainyhead like transcription factor 2 (gene GRHL2). The transcript has 16 exons. Bases 1 to 1953 code for a protein of 650 amino acids. Gene Ontology annotation, cellular component: nucleus. The record is from RefSeq and is a predicted model, not a curated record. Lineage: Eukaryota; Metazoa; Chordata; Aves; Passeriformes; Passerellidae. Gene Ontology annotation, molecular function: DNA-binding transcription activator activity, RNA polymerase II-specific; RNA polymerase II cis-regulatory region sequence-specific DNA binding. Gene Ontology annotation, biological process: brain development; regulation of transcription by RNA polymerase II; neural tube development.
AUGUGUCUGGAGCGUGCUCCUGUACCUUUUGUCACACCAAAUGAAACAUGGGUGUUCUACAAGUUCACCAUUUCUUUGACUUUGCACUGGAGGAAAGACCAGAAUGCCCUGGCUAACAAGCGACUUGUGGCCUUAGUGCCAAAUGACACUUCAUUCAACACCAGACGAGCCUACACCAGUGAAGAUGAAGCCUGGAAGUCGUAUUUGGAGAAUCCCCUAACAGCAGCUACCAAGGCUAUGAUGAGCAUAAAUGGUGAUGAGGACAGUGCUGCUGCUCUUGGCCUAUUGUAUGACUAUUAUAAAGUUCCCAGAGAUAAAAGGCUGUUGUCUCUUAACAAAGUGAGUGAUAAUCAAGAAGACCAAGAUAAAAGAAAUUGUCUUAAUACCACGGAAGCUCAGAAUAACUUAAGUGGGGGCGAGAACCGUGUGCAAGUCCUGAAGACAGUGCCAGUUAACCUUUCCUUGAACCAAGAUCCUUUGGAUUCAUCCAAAAGGGAAUACACCACAAAUGUGUCUGGGAGCUCGACACCCAUCACAGGGUCUGCAGUGACUGUGGUGAAAGCAGAGGAGUUCACCCCUGUUUUUAUGACCCCACAAACACACUAUGCAAGAGGAGAAAAUGAGGAGCACCGAGGUGUUAUCUUUGAACCAUACGAAGUGUCCAACAUUGCUCCCCACACAAAUUAUCUUAAAGAUGAUCAGCGCAGUACUCCUGACAGUACCUACAGCGACACCUUCAAAGAUGGAGGAACAGAAAAGUAUCGGAGUGUGUCAGUGGGGGCUGAAGAAUAUAUUUAUGAACAAACAAGCAGCACUUUUCAAUACACACUAGAAGCUACCAAGUCUCUGCGUCAGAAGCAAGGGGAAGGGCCCAUGACCUACUUGAACAAAGGACAGUUCUACGCCAUCACCCUGAGCGAGACGGGUGACAACAAAUGCUUCCGGCAUCCCAUCAGCAAAGUCAGGAGUGUGGUCAUGGUUGUUUUCAGUGAGGAUAAAAACAGAGAUGAACAGCUGAAAUAUUGGAAGUACUGGCAUUCCCGGCAGCACACAGCUAAACAGAGAGUCCUUGACAUUGCUGAUUACAAGGAGAGUUUUAAUACCAUUGGGAAUAUUGAAGAAAUUGCAUUCAAUGCUGUGUCCUUUACUUGGGAUGUCAAUGAGGAGGCAAAGAUUUUCAUCACAGUCAAUUGCUUGAGCACAGACUUCUCCUCACAAAAAGGAGUAAAAGGGCUUCCUUUGAUGAUUCAGAUCGAUACUUACAGCUACAACAACCGCAGCAAUAAACCUAUCCACCGAGCCUACUGCCAGAUCAAGGUUUUUUGUGACAAGGGAGCAGAAAGGAAAAUCCGAGAUGAAGAGAGAAAGCAGAACAGGAAGAAAGGCAAAGGCCAGGCAUCCCAAGCCUCAUGUAAUAAUGCAGCUGAAGGGAAGUUGAGUGCACUCCCUCUGCAGAAAAAGAGUGAUAUCACCUUCUUCAAAACAAUGGCUGACCUGGAUUCCCAGCCCGUUCUCUUCAUACCGGAUGUUCACUUUGGAAACCUGCAAAGAACUGGGCAGGUUUACUACAAUACAGAUGACGAGAGAGAAGGUAGCAGUGUCCUGGUCAAAAGGAUGUUCCGGCCUGUGGAGGAAGAGUUUGGUCCUUCCCCUUUGAAACAAAUCAAAGAAGAAGGUCUGAAAAGAGUGCUUUUGUAUGUGAGGAAGGAGACAGAUGAGGUGUUUGAUGCUUUGAUGCUGAAAUCACCCACAGUGAAGGGGCUAAUGGAAGCUAUCUCUGAGAAAUAUGGGCUGCCAGUUGAAAAGAUUGCAAAACUUUAUAAGAAGAGUAAAAAGGGCAUCCUGGUAAACAUGGAUGACAACAUUAUUGAGCACUACUCCAACGAGGACACAUUCAUCCUGAACAUGGAGAGCAUGGUUGAAGGCUUCAAGAUCACACUGACAGAGAUCUAGCCUCAGGCAGAGCCAUUUUUGUAAGGAACCACAGCAUUUCAUCCUUCUUGGAAAGCAGAUUCCCCAUAAACUUGACAGACAUUGAUCAGAGAAACUGUUACAAGACUGCAUUGAAAAUACUGUCCAUUCUGCACAUCUGCAGCCCCUGCAGAUAUAGCCUUGGGUUUGUCAAGGACAAGGCCAUUCACAGUAACCUGGUCCCCUAUUUAUUGUUCCUCACUCUCUAGUGUACAAGCAGUUACCAGCCCCCAGAUUUGUAACCAGAUGACCCACUGCAAAUGUGAAAUGCAGCAUUUUAAUCCAUACUUCAGUGUGGAUAAGCUCAUUCUAAAACACAUUCAGUAACUAUGCUGGUCUAAUUUCAGAAAUCUGGUAUAAAUCACUUUACCAGUAGUUGACUCUGUCAUUGCUAAAAAUCUGUUGCAGUGCUAAAGAUGGGCAAAGUGGCUGACAAUUCACUUGCUCAGACUGAUCCAUAUCUCUCUCUACUGUAUAG